Messenger RNA from Dichomitus squalens LYAD-421 SS1, 1341 nucleotides. Its product is annotated as DHH phosphoesterase. The transcript is spliced from 5 exons. The record is from RefSeq and is a predicted model, not a curated record. Bases 1 to 1341 code for a protein of 446 amino acids. Lineage: Eukaryota; Fungi; Basidiomycota; Agaricomycetes; Polyporales; Polyporaceae.
AUGUCGUCCCAGUGGGAGACAUCAUCUUCAAGUCCACUGACAGCAGACACCACGUCUCGGGACCGUCAGAGAACCUGGCCGGCACCACAACGCCAGCUCGCAGCAGCCAGAGCAUUCAUCAUGGAAUGCGCCGCAGCCCGUGCCCCGACCCUACUUCUCCCUGACAAGGACGCAGAUGGGCUCUGUUCAGGGCUCCUUGUGCACGCUACUCUCCUACACCUAGGCCUCCCCGCCUCUCUCAUUUCAGUUCACUUUCCCGCCAAAGGCUCAAACAUACACGCAUCUCCCGAACGCGAGCAAAUAACCCGCCACGGCGCCAGCUACGUCAUUGUCACCGACCAGGGCAGCCGCGGAGGUCAGUCGAUAGCAGACGACCCCAAGACGAAGACGCUGGUGAUAGACCACCAUUGGAGCACAGAAUUCCCAGAAGGCGCCGUAGCGUGUUCGGCAGCACAAUGUCCGCCUGUCGCCACUUCAAGUACGCUCGCGUAUGAGGUCUGCCUGCAGCUCGUUCACGGAGGCGGAGAUGGGACCAGGAAUGCUGCGGGGGUUCUGAGGGAAAGAAUGGCGUGGUUAUGCGCGAUGGGGACGAUGGGUGACUUGGGGACCGGGUUUAAUUGGGAAUCGCCUUUCCCAGAUAUGCGAGACUGCUUGAAGACAUGGACGAAGAAAGCCUUCGGGGAGGCAAUUGGACUGGUCAAUGCACCGCGUCGAUCCGCCGAGUAUGAUGUCGAGACUGCGUGGCGCGUGCUGUUGAUCAGCACCUCGCCCAAGGAUGUAGUCAGCCUCACCUCGAACGAGGACGUCAAGCGAUUGUACGAAGCGCGCACCUCCGUCAAGACAGAGACAGAACGGAAUGCCCGCAAGGCCCCAAUCUUCUCCGGCGAUGGUCGCGUUGCACUCAUACGCAUCUCCAGCCCCGCGCAGGUCCAUCCGCUCAUUGCGACGCGCUGGUCGUCAUCGCUUAAGGGCCCGCGCCUCGAGGUUGUGAUGUGUGCGAAUGACGGGUACAGCCCAGGCAUGACCAACUUCGCAUGUCGGAUUCCAAGAAGUCGAAGGGUCGCAAACGGCGAAGGGGAGGUCAACAUCAUCGCGAUCUUGAAAGAGUACGCGUCGCGUGUGCCAGGUUUGAGGGAGACGAUGGGGGACAACUUCGCUCGAGGGCAUAAGGAAGCAAGCGGUGGAAUCGUGAGGACAGCGGAUUUCGAGAGACUGUGGGAGGUCAUGGCCAAUUCGGAGCGUGACGAUAGAGGGACACCUGCGAAGAAACGACGGACGGGAACGCAUUACCAGGGUCAGGGUCAGAGGAACACGCUCGAGGGCUGGUUGAAGAAGACAUGA